AUGCGUGCUCCUAUAUUGAAACAAGCCAGUCAUCUGGUAAACAGGGUGCGUUUCUCCUUGGUUCCCUACAAAUACAGGCUACAGGAUACCUUCUUACUCCCACCUCAGGCGUCUUUUGCCCUCGACUCAUGCAGCACACCCAACUGCAAGUUGUACCACCGCCCGCGGUCAGUAAGCACUCGGCAGGAUGAGGCUCUACAAGUUGCCCUCUCUGCGGUCAGACACUCAUCGAGUUCUAAGGCGAGGGAGAAGAAGCGGGCGGAAGAUAGAGACUUCAUAGUUUCUGUGCUAGAAGCUUCGGCUACUCGCCGGGAUGCGAAGGGCUACUUGCAAAAAUAUGCCCCGCAAUCGGGCGACGGCGUGUCCAAGAAGCGCAAGCCCUCUAAGCUUCAAGAAACAUCAGACCAGACGUAUUCCUCUAUUCGGGUUGUCAAUCAGUCACCCAAGUUCAUCCAGGGUAAUCAGCAUGAGUUGGCAGUACCUCUAGAAGAGCCCGUCAACCUUGCCAUCGUCAAAAUGGCCCUUCCGCAAAAUUUGGAUGACAAAACCCUAGGCGCCAUUGCCAAGACGUUUUCUCAGCUUCGUAAGCUCGGCCUUGUGAGCCUGAUCGUCCUUGAUGGCGGUGUCGAGUCGUCUCGAAAAAUACUGCGGGAGCAGUCUUGGAGAAUUCAACAGGCCAUUGAGAACUUCGGAGAACCGGGUUCCAUCCUACUAGACCAAUGCGUCGCUGAGACGGAGCCACAUAUGGCCAAAGGCCAGGGUUUCAUGCCUUCUGGCGUUUAUAUCCAAUAUCCACACUUGGUACUUCGAGCAUUACAGGAUAAUGCCAUCGUAGUCAUACCUCCCGUCACGAUGGCACCUGAUAUGAAAUGUGUCAAGGUGGUAGAUGCUGAUGAGACUAUUGUCGCCCUGACUAAAUACUUUUCCGGACUUCAGUUCAACGCAGCUGAAAAUUCCGUGGCAUCACCCAAAGCUACUUGCAGCGCAGGCAUGAAAGUAGCUUCAGUCGAAAAAGUCAUCAUCUUAGAUCCUGUUGGGGGCACACCACUAGCUGACGAACAUGAUUCUUGUCACCGAUAUAUCAACCUGGAACAAGAGUUUGAGGGCAUCAUGUACGCACUCACGCAUCCGUCGGGGUUGGAGGCAAGACGAGGGAAACUACCAGAGAAUGUGCGACAGUUACAUGCCCGUAAUCUUCGACUUGCGAAGAACGUGCUUUCAAUGUUGCCCUCAACAUCGUCGGCCAUUAUAAGUACUCCUUCGGCUGCAGCCAAUAAGCCCAUUCAAGAGUUUACCCGGGUUACGACACGCAACAGGCAGAAUCCGUUGAUCCACAACCUCUUGACAGACAAGCCCGUCUUCUCAUCAUCAUUGCCGAUUGAGAGAGUACGUUCAGGAAAUAAAGGGGACAGAGUAUCGGGUGAGACGCACAUGGCAACUUUGAUCAAACGGGGAAUGCCCCUUACAGUGUAUCCUGACCCUACAAUCAGCGCAUGGCUUCCACCCCGGCCUGGAGCGCCUCGCUUGAGGCUCACUGAUACCUGCAUAGACCUUCCACGACUCGUUCAUCUUAUCAACGAUUCGUUCAACAGGGAAUUGGACGUUCAGCAUUAUCUUGACCGUGUGAAUGAGAACUUGGCCGGCAUCAUCAUUGCUGGAGAGUACGAAGGUGGUGCGAUAUUGACGUGGGAGAAGCCGUUUGGCCUCGAUGAUGAAACAGCCUACAAAACAGGACGGCUUGUACCAUAUCUGGAUAAAUUCGCGGUUCUCAAAAGUCGUCAGGGGAGCGGUGGUGUCGCUGAUGUAGUGUUUAACGCCAUGGUCCGAGGGUGUUUCCCGGAGGGGCUAUGCUGGCGAAGUCGACAAGACAACCCAGUGAACAAGUGGUAUUUUGAAAGAUCACUGGGAACAUGGCAGCUCAAGGACACCAACUGGACAAUGUUCUGGACAACACCACACCUGCCACUGAGCGAUCCGAAACUAUUGGACUAUGAGAAUACUCAACUCCCUCCCGAUUACAUCGAUCUCGAAAAGCGAGUCGAUGCCCUCAAGCAGGUUCAUCAGAAAAUGCUAGCCGUCACCUCUCAAUAUUCGAACGAGGCCUACGACUACCCACCUAACAUCAAGGAGACGUUCCAAGACCUCGGCCGGACUGUCAGUGAGAAGGUCACUCUUCUUUCCGCUGCAGGCUCUCCCGCCGAAGCCCAGGCGGCCCUUACUGCCCCUCCUACCGCGAAGCCUCAGCCCAAGACUUUCAACCAUGCCAUCGCCCGCGCUAGUUUGGCUAGCAGCCAGGUGCUUCACCAGCAGCACACCGGCGCUGGAGAAGAUCCCCUGGCCACAGCUCUUGAGAAGUAUGCUUUGGCUAUGGAGCGCGUUGGCGAGGCACGCAUGGCCCAAGAUGCCCAGAUUCAGAGCCGUUUCCUCGCUGGCUGGAACACCACCCUGAACACGAACCUGAUGUUCGCUACUCGGGCCCGCAAGAAUGUCGAGAAUUCGCGCUUAACUCUCGAUGCCGCCAAGGCUCGCGCUCAUGGCACUACGUGGAAACUUGGCCCCGGAUCUCAGCGCGCAGAUGAACCUCAGACUCAGGAGCUGAGCCCCGAGGCGCAGGAAGAGAUUGAGAAAGCCGAGGAUGAAUUCGUCACGCAGACCGAGGAGGCCGUUGGCGUUAUGAAGAACGUUCUCGACACUCCCGAACCCCUUCGCAACCUCGCCGAUCUGAUCGCCGCUCAAAUCGAGUAUCACAAGAGGGCUUAUGAGAUUCUGAGCGAGCUUGCUCCGAUUGUGGAUGGCCUGCAGGUUGAGCAGGAGGCCAGCUAUCGUAAGAGCCGCGAGAGCGCCUCCUAA
Colletotrichum truncatum is the source of this 2850-nucleotide messenger RNA. Lineage: Eukaryota; Fungi; Ascomycota; Sordariomycetes; Glomerellales; Glomerellaceae. The record is from RefSeq and is a predicted model, not a curated record.